AUGCUUCAAACUACAAAUGUCAAGAGCCUGCAAGUUGGUAUCAAGCACAAACUCAUGGGCGUAGAUGCAGACUUACGAUUCGAGGGAAUCUAUCCAACCAGGGCCUCGCAAGACUGCGAGAAGGGUUGGUUUUGUCCAUAUCUGUUUGCUAGUGCAAGAACGCCUUCAGUUCCUCGAGCCAACGACUUCUCCAUUUGCCAGUUCUUCGGUCCCUUCCUCGCUGGGGAUUACGCUCUAGCCCACAAGCUCCUCUCCGAAAGCGUCCACAACCUCGCCCUGUGUGACGCCAACCCACAAACUGAUAUCGGCACCAACCGCAUGGUGAUCCUCUUUACCGGCAUCUCCCCCUUCCGUGCAAACAUGUGGUCGACCUCUCGCCGCCCCGGGUGCGGCACCAUCAUCUUCCACCUCCUCGACGGCUGUCCCGCGCUCAUAAUUCCUGUGACCAAUAAAGCCCCCAUUUGCGCCUGGUCCCCGUGGACUCUCUCCCAAAUGCGCGCUUCACAGUACGCCAUGAAUCCGCAAGGUCCCGGGACUGGCGGGUACAGUGCUGAGUGGCACCAUGAGCAGAUUUGCGAGUGGUUAGAUACGAUUAUUAGUGUCCCGCAUAUCAAUCCAGCGAUUCGGGAGAAGUAUGUAGAUGUUCUUGGGAGAAGCGUGUCUUUGGUGAUUAAUGGCGCAUUGGCGCUUGAGAAGUGUAAGCCGUUGUUGGGGAAACUGGAUGCGGAGCGCGCCGGUAUUGUUAUGUUUAGGUAUUGA
Lindgomyces ingoldianus is the source of this 759-nucleotide messenger RNA. RefSeq lists its product as uncharacterized. The record is from RefSeq and is a predicted model, not a curated record. Bases 1 to 759 code for a protein of 252 amino acids. The transcript has 2 exons. NCBI's taxonomy places the organism in Eukaryota, Fungi, Ascomycota, Dothideomycetes, Pleosporales, Lindgomycetaceae.